GGCCCUGCAGGAAUGUGGGCGGAUGGUGACCACAGGCGGGUCCCAGGGGACAAGGAGCCCCAGCAGCACUCCCGCCCUGGGCACCGAGGCGCCCGCACCAUGCUCCCGCUGCUCCUCCUGCUCCUGCCCGCCGCCCGCGGCACCGUAGUCACGGUGGGGCCCGAGCCAGCCCUGACCAAGGAUCCCCAGCUGGAGGGGGUGACCACAGCCUCCACCUUCGUGCUGGACCAGCCCCGCUGCGUCUUCCAAAACUACAGCGACGCCGUCAUCUGGCUGGUGGUGACCAAUGACAAGGAUGCCUUCUACAACAAUGCCACACCAGGGACUCCCGAGACCGCAUUCCAGAACUUCCCUGACAAGGUCUCUGCCUACAUGACCCUCAAUGUCACCCUGCCCAGCUACCCCUGCCCCAGACCCGCCGGGGACAUCACGGUGCUGCGUGUGGGCAGCGAGACCAGCUGUGCAAAGGAUAUGUCAAGACCCACGUGCAAUGGCCCCCUGCCCGGCCCCGGGCCGUACUGGGUGAAGUUCCUUGCCCUGAAUGACUCUGGGCCCGUGGCUGAGACAAGCUGGUCGAUGCCAAUCAUGCUGAGGACAGCCCAGCCAGCCAGCAACAUCUCCACGGGCAGCGGGUACAGGGACGGCAUGAUCGCCAUCACCACCAUCCUCUCCAUCCUCUUCGCCAUCCUCCUGGCGGCCCUGCUGGCCAUGCUCGUCUUCUGCGGCUCGGAGUCCUGCGGCAGCAGCACCUUCAGCAAGGCGGAGUCGGUGUCGGUGCGGCGCUACAACACCCACCACGUCUAUGACCAGCCCUGCGCCCGGCUCUGAGCCCCCGGCGGGGUGCCACCUCGGCCCGGUCACAGCGCCCUUACGGGGUGUCCUUGUGUCACCUGGGGGGUGUUAGCAACCUGCCCGGCCAAGGGAAAUCAAACAAAUCCAGCCAUGAAUCCUGCCGGGAUCCGCGUGGAGGGAUGGAUCCACCCAGCAAACGCGGCUCCCCUCCGCCCUACACCCCCAAAUAAAGCACCUGCUUCUCCUGCAAGGGGCUCUG
This is a messenger RNA of Taeniopygia guttata (zebra finch), 1051 nucleotides long. Its product is annotated as uroplakin-3b-like protein 1. Lineage: Eukaryota; Metazoa; Chordata; Aves; Passeriformes; Estrildidae. The record is from RefSeq and is a predicted model, not a curated record. Gene Ontology annotation, cellular component: membrane.